AUUAGGGUGGAAGUGACUAGCCAGUCAUUGAACACAACGUCAAAUUCUACAGAAAGGCCCAUUUUUCUAUAAAAGAGCUGCUCUGACUGAAAUUAUUCAUUUAUUAUUUGUAUCUUUGAUCGUAGCAGUUAUGACUGGAGUUGCAAGAGGAGAAUCAAAACAAGUAUCUCAAGAAAUGGAACUUCGAAAGUCAGGAAAUAGUUCACCAACAACUAUACAACAACUACCGAAGGAGAAAGUUUCAGAGAAGUUUGACACCAAUGAGAAGGUAGCUGAAAGCUAUUAUGAUGAUAUGGAUGCAGACACAUUUUACUAUCAUAUAUGGGGUGGCCAAGAUAUUCACGUUGGUCUUUAUAAUGAUCCAGUGGAAAAAGAUAUCAUUCGUGACGCGUCACGUCGUACCGUUUAUUAUAUGACCGGUCUUCUUGAAAAGAGUGGUUUAUUGAAACCUGGUGCUAUCGGGAUGGACCUGGGUGCCGGUUAUGGUGGAACUGCACGGUACCUCGCAGAGAAGUUCGGUGUGAGAGUUGAUUGUCUUAAUAUUUCAGAUUCCCAAAAUGCGAGGAAUCGUCAGAUGACAGAAGCCGCUGGUCUUACACAGCUGGUCUCUGUCGUAUAUGGCUCGUUCCAAGAUAUUCCAGCGCCUGAUAAUUCGUAUGACUUCCUUUGGAGUUCUGAUGCCAUUGAUCAUGCUCCGGAUAAAGCUCAGGUAUUCCGUGAGGUUGCAAGAGUUUUGAAACCCGGAGGUAUAUUUAUUUUUACUGACUUGAUGAAAGCUGAUGAUGUUCCUGCGUCCGAGCUUGGUCCUGUUUUAGAGAGAAUUAAAUUGCCUGAUAUGGGCUCUGUGAAACUUUACAGAUCGUUAGCUGCCAACAAUGGCCUGAAAGAGUAUGCAGUUUACCAGAAGCCAGAAGCUCUCGUGAAUCAUUACUGGAGAGUGAAGUUAGAACUCGAGAAGCAGAAAGACGAAAUUUCAAAAUUCUGUUCAGUUGCAUUUCAAGAACGUAUGAAGCAAGGUUUGGAUCACUGGGUGAAUGCAGGAAAAGCCGGCAAAUUGAAUUGGGCCAUUAUGAUGUUUCAAAAACCAUAAACUUUUCCGAUUAUAACAAUUUCGUUGCCGU
Messenger RNA from Galdieria sulphuraria, 1121 nucleotides. RefSeq names its product sarcosine dimethylglycine methyltransferase. Gene Ontology annotation, molecular function: S-adenosylmethionine-dependent methyltransferase activity. NCBI's taxonomy places the organism in Eukaryota, Rhodophyta, Bangiophyceae, Galdieriales, Galdieriaceae. The transcript has a single exon. The record is from RefSeq and is a predicted model, not a curated record. The coding region runs from base 131 to 1090 and encodes 319 amino acids.